Molecule: messenger RNA, 1153 nt
Organism: Sitophilus oryzae (rice weevil)
Lineage: Eukaryota; Metazoa; Arthropoda; Insecta; Coleoptera; Curculionidae
Product: probable transcriptional regulatory protein Teth39_1009
Exons: 4
Coding region: 202-996 (264 amino acids)
Cellular component (GO): mitochondrion
Source: RefSeq, a predicted model, not a curated record
GUCCCUAGCAGCUGUCCUUGACUUGAUGAAAAUACUUAUUCUUUGGUGAUCACUGAUUUUUGGGCUUUUGCUUUUGUAGGUUAUAUUAAUUAUUAUGAAGUUGUUGGGAUUAUAGAUUUUGAAACCUUUUUAUUUAUUUUUCUAUGAUGGAAACCAAAUAAUAUAAACAUUUACAUAACUAUUUGAAAAUUAUGAUUAAAAAUGCAGCGAAGUAUAUUUUGCAGAUCGUAUAAUUUAUCCUUAGUGUUAAAGAGGCAUGCUGGGCAUUCGAAAUGGGCAAAUAUAAAACAUAUAAAAGGGAUAAAAGACGCUGAAAAGAAUGUUAAUUUCACAAAAUUAUCUAGGCAAAUAAAAGUGGCUGUUCAAGAGGGUGGUUCGCUUGAUCCUAAUUCUAAUAUUAAACUACAACAAGUAAUUGAUCAAUGCAAAAGAUUUAAUAUGCCUCACACCACAUUGCAAAGUGUUUUGAAAAGUUGCCAGUCAGAUAAAUCUAAUGCUCGAUAUCAUUUAAUAGAAAUUAAGGGUCCCGGAAGUUCAAUUAUAUUAUGUGAGUUGUUUACCAAUAAUCUUCACUUAAUAAAACAACAUAUGUCAAGUGUUUUAAGAAAGCAUCAGUCCAAAUAUAGUGAUGGGGGAGCUAUUCAUAUAUUUGAGGAGAAAGGUAUUAUACUUGCUGAAAAUUCCAAGUUAUCUCAGACACCAAAAGAGGAAUUGAUGGAACAAGCUACCGAACAUGCAAUCGAAAGCAAUGCCGAAGAAGUUAAUUAUUUAGAGGACAACGUUUUGGAAUUUGUAUGUAGUAAGACAUAUUUUAUGCAGACACAAGAUUUGCUAGAAACCAUGGGUUAUAAAAUAUUAAAUGCAUCCGUUGAUUAUAUUCCUUUUAAAACUCAAGAUUUAGGAACAUCUGAUUACGAAAUGUAUGAAAAGUUAAUAAAAAAACUGGAAGAAUUUCCAGAGGUUCUUAGAACUUUUGAUAAUGUCAAUGUAAGCUGAUAAAACAAACUUAAAUUAGUAGGAAGUUAUUUAUACCGUAUGAUCGAAAAAAAGGCGUCCAGUUGGCUUGGAAAUGACAUUCCCAUCCAUCGCUGACGUCGUUUUUUCGUACAUAACAUAUUUUAUCUGUUAUAAAAUAAAUUUUUAUGCUGUUGUU